Messenger RNA from Anisakis simplex (herring worm), 318 nucleotides. The record is from the annotation of a GenBank genome assembly. NCBI's taxonomy places the organism in Eukaryota, Metazoa, Nematoda, Chromadorea, Rhabditida, Anisakidae.
AUGAGAGCGUCAAAAAGGUAUCUUGUGAUUUGUGUGCACCAUGCAGAUGCCUCUGAUGCCAUUGUAACAAUUUGCUUAGCAGUUGGGCCAUGGAUUCUUGGCGUGUCACUGAAUAUAAUUGCUCGAAUGCUUCCUUGCUGUGGUCUCCAACUGAGAUACGAUUUGUACAGUGCUCAUUCAUGGCGACCGCCAGAUAAGCCAUCAGCAGUGAAUUAUUCUGAUUUAUAUGUGGGACUGCCAUGCUGCGUUGCAACAACAACCAUCAUUGUGGUGUGCUAUGUUAAGGUAAGUUGUAAAUGCAUGGUGUGUAAAUAUUAA